AUGACGGUCCAUAUUUUUGGGAAUAGUCCCUCGCCGUCGGUGGCUACCUUCGGGCUCAGGAAGGCUGUUGAAACCGCCGAUACCGAUGUUAGAGAAUUUGUUGGACGCGACUUUUAUGUUGACAACGGGAUAACAUCGUGCGCAGAGGAAUCAGAGGCUAUCAACCUUAUGGAAAAGACCAAGAAAUCCCUCCUAGAGGGUGGUAACAUGAGGCUCCAUAAAAUUGCUUCCAACAGUGAGGUCGUACUGAAUGCGUUCGAACCCAUUGACUUAGCAAAGAACAUCAAGGACCUUCACCUCAACACUGAUACCCCUCCAUUACAGAGAAGUCUGGGGCUCAACUGGAACAUCAUGUCAGACACCUUCACCUUCAAAACAGCUGCGGGCAUCAACGAUAAACCAUACACGAGACGUUGGGUAUUGUCUGUGGUAAACAGUCUUUUCGAUCCCAUUGGAUUUGUCGCCCCUGUUGUGAUUAAAGGCAAACUACUCUUACGAAAUCUAAUGUCCAACUCCUUGGAUUGGGACGAACCCCUACCUACAGACCGACAAGCUGAGUGUGACGUAUGGAGAGAAUCCCUCUUCCUAUUGGAAAGCGCCCACAUUCCGCGACCGUAUACGGAUCUACUCUCUACAGAGGUCGUGAGAAAAGAAAUCCUCAUAUUUUCUGAUGCAUCAAAGGAAGCCAUUGAAGCAGUUUCGUAUGUGAAAAUAUUUGAAGCAAGUGGAAAACAUCACAUUGGAUUUCUACUCGGAAAGGCCAAUGUGUUGUCUACAUUCAUGGCCGAUGUCACCGCUAUUGUAAACGCACGACCCAUCGUGCCAGUCUCUCAUAAGAAGACAUUUUCCUGA
Molecule: messenger RNA, 852 nt
Organism: Mizuhopecten yessoensis (Yesso scallop)
Lineage: Eukaryota; Metazoa; Mollusca; Bivalvia; Pectinida; Pectinidae
Exons: 1
Coding region: 1-852 (283 amino acids)
Source: RefSeq, a predicted model, not a curated record